Molecule: messenger RNA, 1503 nt
Organism: Penicillium cinerascens
Lineage: Eukaryota; Fungi; Ascomycota; Eurotiomycetes; Eurotiales; Aspergillaceae
Product: dolichyl-diphosphooligosaccharide--protein glycotransferase subunit OST1
Exons: 3
Coding region: 1-1503 (500 amino acids)
Cellular component (GO): membrane; oligosaccharyltransferase complex
Source: RefSeq, a predicted model, not a curated record
AUGAGGUUCUUCACUGCCUCAGUGCUCGGGCUAUUUGUGCCCAGCCUAGCUGCUGCAUCCAACCUCAGCACUCCGACCCAGCUCACCCUCCCAUCAGACUUCAAGCCCCCGCAGGUCUUCAAGAACACCAAUUUGGUUCGGAACACCAACCUGGAGAAGAGCUAUGUCCGUGAGACCAUCAAUGUUGUCGUGGAGAAUGUCGACAAGCAACCACAGAGCGACUACUAUAUCCCCUUCCCUUCGGACGUGUUUGACCGCGUAGGCGGCUUUGAAGUCCGAGAUAAGAAGGCGACCGACAAGGGAAGAUUCGAGGUGGAUGCCACUGAGGUUGUGUCAUCCAGUAGCAACCAGUACUUCGUGGUUCACUUCCCCGAGCCGUUGGCCCCGAAAUCGCAGAUCACUCUUGGAAUCUCCUACUCCAUUUUGAACUCCCUGGCCCCGCGCCCCGCCGUCAUUCAGCAAGCCGACAAGCAAUACCUUACCUACAGCUUCUCCGCCUACGUCCCAUCGGCCUACCAGACCGUUACACAGAAGACCAAGGUCAAAUUCCCCAGCACCAACGUGCCCGACUACACCGAGACCUCGGACCUCAAGUCCGGUGCCGACCCCGAGCGCAAGGGCGCCACCUACACCUACGGUCCGUACGAGACGGCCAAGCUGGCCCCCGGCACCGAAUACCCGGUUACCGUCCGCUACGAGUUCACCAACCCUGUGAUCACUGCCCACCUCCUUGAACGUGACGUGGAAGUUUCCCACUGGGGCGGUAACCUGGCCACCGAGGAGCGAUACUGGCUGCGCAACAACGGCUCAGAGCUGGCCAACCAAUUCUCGCGCGUGGAGUGGACAUUCUCCGCCUACCAAAAGGCGCCGACCUCGGCCGUGCGUGAGAUCACAUACCCUCUGCAGCCCGGCUCCGUCGACCCCUACUUCACCGACGACAUUGGCAACGUCUCGACCAGCAAGUACCGCCCCGGCAACGGCAAGACCGCCGCCCACCUGGAGCUGAAGCCUCGCUACCCGAUAUUCGGUGGCUGGAACUACAGCUUCAAAGUGGGCUGGAACAACGAUCUGGGCCGGUUCCUGCACCAGAUCAAGGGUGCCGACUCGUACGUUCUUAAGGUGCCGUUCCUUCAGGGCCCCAAGGUUGCUGAGGGGAUCCAGUACGAGCGCGUUGUUGUUCGCGUUGUUCUGCCCGAGGGUGCGCACAAUGUUCGCUACCAGACCGUCGAGGGCGCCAACAGCAACGGUCUGCCCGGUGCGAACCACAUCCGCGCUAGCCUCUCUUCCUUCAAGACCUACAUGGACACCCUCGGACGGACUACGUUGACCCUGGAGGUUGACAGCUUGACCGAUGAAGCGCGCGAUGCGCAGCUCGUGGUGACUUACGAUCACACCUUGAUGGAUGCCCUGCGCAAGCCACUUACCAUCUUCGCUGGCUUGGUGUCUGUCUUCUUUGCCGCAUGGGCCAUCGGCAACAUCGACAUCAGCAUCAAGAAGAGGUAG